Molecule: messenger RNA, 879 nt
Organism: Botrytis deweyae
Lineage: Eukaryota; Fungi; Ascomycota; Leotiomycetes; Helotiales; Sclerotiniaceae
Exons: 3
Coding region: 1-879 (292 amino acids)
Source: RefSeq, a predicted model, not a curated record
AUGCCAAAUUCAAACCAAUCAUCGCCACCCCCACCUGCCUACACUAAUCAUGGUGAUGUAUCUGUAGCAAGUAAUGAGACACUGCCAAGGGCGCCGGUAAAUCAGCCAACUACCUCGAUUUCUCAUGAAAUAGUAGAUUCAGCUGCGACGAUUCAGCAAAUCGAUGCACCAAGUUUCACGAUAACAGCACCUGAGAAUUCAGUAUUUAUGGCAGGCUUUAAUACAGCAGAAAGUGACAAAAAUUACCCCGAUGGAUUGCUUUCGAAACUUGAGAAUGUUGUUCAGCAGCUGGAGUCAUCCCAGGAAGAACGACUUAUUACACGGCUUGAAAAUGUUCUAUCACGCCAGGCAGAGGCAAAUUCCAGUUUGUUAAGUGAGAAGACAGACACCAGAAAACCAAUCAAGCUUAAAGAUGCAGUCGGGAGACGCUUCAGCUUCCCUUAUCACCGAUGUGAGACCUGGGCAGGAAUCUCAGAACUCAUUAAAGCAGCAUUUCUUCAUGUCGAAAUCAUCGGCCCACAUGUUAACGAAGGACAUUACGAUAUUAUGAAUCCGGCUGGGGAAGUCAUCCUCCCUCAACUCUGGCAAGAUCAUGUCCAGCCUGGAUGGGAGAUCUCCAUGUCAAUGUGGCCAAUUCCCGGCCCUCCCAAGCCAAGAUUCCCAACACUAACACCGAAUGCGCCGGUACAUGUUAUCGUGGAUAGAGUGCUUGGGCCCGCUCCAAAUUGCUUUCGGUCGCAUCAACCAACCAGUUAUUCUAGUGAUUUGAGUGCCCAGGGCAAAGGAACUCGGGGAUUGUGGCAAAAAAUGAAAGGUGUAUUUACAAGGAAAAAGCUGACUUAUGACUCGGACAGCAGCGAAUCUAGUUGCUGUAAUUGA